Messenger RNA from Botrytis cinerea B05.10, 1011 nucleotides. RefSeq lists its product as hypothetical. NCBI's taxonomy places the organism in Eukaryota, Fungi, Ascomycota, Leotiomycetes, Helotiales, Sclerotiniaceae. The transcript has 3 exons. The record is from RefSeq and is a predicted model, not a curated record. Bases 231 to 860 code for a protein of 209 amino acids.
GGCAAAACCAACUUCCAACUCAUCCGUACUUAUCCCAUCAUGAAGUCUUUCACAGAUCCAAAAGUUCCUGCCUCGAGGCCUGAAACAAAUAAUCCCCGUAGAGAUCCGGAUAUUCCACACAGACUUUUCUUUCUUCUUGAAUUCAAUUCGUUUCUCAUUCCAAUCCUACUUGUCUCCAUCACCACAACCAUUUCCCCACACAAAAAGUUCAACAACACCACGUCAAUACAAUGGCAGAACUCGAGUACAUAUCUGUACUUGAGGAUAUCAAGCAACUUGUCCUCGACUACAAGCUUUCCUAUCGCGGCGUCUGCACCGAGGCAGAAUUCGAUGCAACAGUUGAGCGAUGUCGUUUCAAGCAGACGAAGUGGAAGACUUCAGCCCAGGAUUUGCAGAAUCGUAUUGAGUGGAAUGUCUGGCUUUACUAUUUUCUAGAUUACGACAAUGCGGAGGCGGUUGUCGAUUUCCCUGGUAGAUUUCAAAUCGCUGUCAACGACCCACGUGCGCGGAAAUUCAGAUUGGUUGAAAUGAGGAUUGUGCUUUCCAAGUUUGAGGAACGAAACGAUUGGAAGACGAAGAUAGAGAAUUUGAUCAAGGAGGAAAAGAGUUUGAGAGCCGAGGGAAACUACGAAGUGAAGACGUUGAUGAACAAGGCGCUUGACAAGAAGAGACAUAGCUUCCUGGAUUUUGAGCAUGAGCAACGAAAAAGAGUUGUAGAACGAGUUUACCAGUUCCACAAGGAUAGGCUUGAUGGUAUGAGAAAGGAGAUUGAUGCGUCGAAGAUUGAAUUGAAAAUGAUGAAGGAGUAUGUUAAGAAGCAAUUGGAGGACAUUCAUGAACAAUUGAAGGCUAUGAAUUAGAACGGGGAAAAGUUUUAGUUGGAUUCGUUCAAGAAAUUUUCGUCAUUUUGGAAGGAGUUUGAGCGAAAGGAAUAUUGAGGGUCGCAUAUUGGAUGGGAAGAUUGGUAUGGUAAUUUGAGGAUAGUUCCAUAAUAAAAAACUCAGAAGAUCA